Molecule: messenger RNA, 5161 nt
Organism: Cottoperca gobio
Lineage: Eukaryota; Metazoa; Chordata; Actinopteri; Perciformes; Bovichtidae
Exons: 5
Coding region: 354-4583 (1409 amino acids)
Source: RefSeq, a predicted model, not a curated record
ACUACCAGAAAACCUUUUCAAGAGGAACUCCGCACACCGAAAACUGUAAAUGUAUCCUCCACUUUUCCCAGGUCGGGUCGUUUAAGGAUGACUACCAUGUGAUUUCUUUCAGUUGAGGAUCUUACUCGUCAGGAAUUACUUUUUAUAUGAUGAAAAGACCGUUGCAUCGGUUUUGAAGAAGCUUUGGAAGUGCUGAAAAAUGAAAGUGAAAUGCGCAGAUACGACCUCAGCGAACUGAAGUAAUCACUUGAAAGAUUGCUAUACAUGCAAUGCGAUCUGGAUGUCCACACAGCUAAGGCGGGGCUAUUCUGCGUUCCAACACGGGAGUUCCGUUGGCACUCUUCCAUCGCCUCAUGACAUCACCGCAUGACAUCAAUGUUGAACCUAAACCAGUGGUUCACUCUGAGAAUGGACAACAAAAUAACAUGGUAGUCACUCAAUAUCCUGGAGUGGCUUACGGCCCAGCUCAGUUGCAGCAAGGCAAUGCACAAUCACGGCAACAUUUCCAGGGACUCCACCACCAACAGAACUUGCAGUCAAGCAUAGUUGACACUAUACCUGGGGAUAGUGCAUGUACUUCACAGAAGAGAUUCAACAAAAUAAGCAGAGAAGGAAAUGUUAAUUCAUCAGCAUGCGUCUCUGCACAGCACGGCAAUAAUAAUGGGACAUCGUCUAAUAAGAACUCUGUAAAACAUGUUGACUGUUCCAAUGUUCUUGGACCUUUCCUGAAAGGGUCAAAUUUGAGCAAUAAUACUGGAUUGCAACGAAGACAUUCGAAUAGUGCCUUAUCAGCUGCUACAAAUACUGCAGCACAGACAUUUCCUUUACAGUACCAGUAUUCUCCUUUGACUGCAGGCAAGUGGCAGACAUCUUCCCCACAGCUGUCUGCCUUAGUGAAAGAAAAUCCGUCAGAUUCCCAAACCUUUACUACCCCAUCUUCGUCACGUCAUGAAAGACACCGCAAAGGUUCACUCGCUUCUCUAAGCUGUGUACAGACUAAAACACGAAACGUGGAUCAUUUGGGAGGAACUUCCUCCCAUCAGCGGCAGGUCUCAUCUCCCUCUGGAGAAACUGAACUACCUACAGAUGAGGACAUUCAUGCCUUUAUUGCAAAAAGCCUCAAAUAUUUUUGGACUAUUACAAAUGAUGUGCAUUCCAAUAACGGGGACAGGGACUCCACGCUGCAGUCUGACUCCAUGCAGAAGGUUGACAGUUUUGCCCAUCGCCCAACAACAUCUGCCUCUUACAAAGAAGAUGCGGAGAGGCAAAGUCUCAACUAUGCGAUGAUUGAAGAGUUCCCUACUGUAGUCGGACCAGCAGUAGAGGGUGGUUCAAAGGCUAGUGAGUGUGCUGCAUCAGAGAAACAUUCAACAGAGUAUCCACAAAUUAUGACUAAAGUUUCUGCCACUUGCACAAAGAAUGAAGAUGGGAGGCCAGUGGUCGCCAAAGCAGUGCCUGGAUUGACCUGGGAUGAAGUGACUGAGAAGCAACUCAGUUCAAUGUUCAACGGCAGUUUGUCGGAGGAUACAUACAAGUCUCUUAGGUUAAAUAUUCACAACAAUUUGGAUGACGAAGGCCAAGUGCCUGGUGUUUCUUGGGCUCUCAAACACGUGAUUGAGAAAGGAGAUGCAGCCCUAAAACCAGUGGAGGCAGUAGGGUCAGACAGUGUGCAAGAUAUGACUGAUGUCUCAGAGGAUCUUCAAACUAGGUCAAGUUCAGUGGUUUCCCAAAACAUAACAUUGGAACCCACAUCACUCAUGGAAAAUCAAGAUGCAAAGAAAAACAUUGACGAUCAACAACAUUACACCAAUAUUUAUUCAUCAGUUGAUGAAAUUCAGAUUCAUAAUGUUGUAUCAAUUCCUACAAACUACAGUGAUGGGUUGAGCAACCUAAGAAGUUCCGAAGGUGCGAGGAAGAAUGCAUGUUCUGUGCUCUCUCAAACUGAUUUAAGUCUAGCCCUCUCUGAAAACGAAGUCAAAAGUCAUGCCCCUCUAUCUGAAGUACCCUUUGUAAAACAAUACGAAGACAUUACAGAUGAUGAAUCCCAACUCUCAAACACAGAGCAUGAGGAAUUGAGCUUUCUAGCAGGUUUAGAAGACUCUCAGCAUGACGAAGAAAGUCCACCAGAGUGUAUGGCUGUGGCUUCAUCUACACAAGUACGUGAACCCACUGAUGAGCAGUCACCUUUUGAAAAUGAAGGCGCUGGACAUGUGACUAAAUGGGACAGUGAGAGACCAUCAAACUCUGUCUCAUGUAGUCCUUUCUCUUGUUGUGACGAUGAUGAUGACGAAGACUAUAUGUUAUGCAUACCUUUAACCAUUUCAGACCUUACAUUUGAAUCUGAAGAUGAAGACCAGGAUAGGCAUGAAAAAAAUGUGCUCGAUGGUGGGGAAACAGGUGACCCUGUAACACUGUGUUACUCAAGUCCGACCCACUGUCAAUCUCUAAAACAAGUACUUGCUUCUGUUUCUUCACCGUUGAAGGUGUUUGACACACCUGCAAGUUUUUGUGAAGCUAUGCGACCUAAGAAAAUAUGUGAGGCAUCAGGCUGGAGCUCACAUAAACAUGAAAUGGACUCUGAGGGAGAAAGACCUGCACCUCAGAACAAGAGAGAGUCUGUAGAGAGCUGUGACACUGAAGACAGUUGUGAUUACUCAUCUGCAACCGAAAACAAUUAUUUGACAGUGUCACGGAAGUUGUUGAAGAAGAGGGCAGCACCUAAGCUCUCAGAUGAUUCUGGGUCUGAAAGUGAAGGCUAUGAGGGUACAUAUGUGCAACAAGGUCAAACCAGCACCGUGGACAUGUCCGGCUGUAUGCAAAGACAUAGUCCACAGAUUGAAGCCAAAGAUUGCUGCUCUAAGGAUGUUCAACCCAAGACCAAUGGCCUAAAUAUUCCUAAAAAUGAAGAUAUAAUUAUUAUUUCUGACUCAGAUGAUGAAAGUGACCAAAGCGAGGAUGAAAGUGACCAAAGCGAGGAUGAAAGUGGCAAAAAACAAACAAAAAGGAAGCGAUUGUUCUCUUCCAGUUCAGAGGACAGUGUCUCCCCAUCUAGUCAACAGAGACAUUGGCCCAAAACUGUGGACAGUCUGUGUGGAACUGUUGAAGAAAAGUUUAAAAUCAACAGACUGCCAUCUGCAGAAUCACCAGCAACAAAGCGGCAAUCUAAAUGUUUUGAUACACCGGUUGAAGAAGAGAUGUUGGAUGCAUACUCUAACCUAUCGCGCAGUACAGGAAAGAGUGGGGAGCUGUUUAAAACCAAAGCUGCCUCUGCGCAUAUUCAACACAAGACCAACAGCAUUAUAGUCAUUGACCCUGACACGGAGAAUGACGAUAACGACGAUGAAAAGCCAAGCAGGAAGAGAUUUUUGUCUUCAGGGUCAGACAGUGAUCAGAAGAGACGGUCACAUAAAACUGUGGACAGUGAUUAUGAAAUUGCGAAAGAAAAGCAUCAAGAAACCAGACCGUCUUCGGCAGACACAUCAAAUUCCCGGCACCAGUCUAAACUCCAUAAUACCCAACACAAGACCACCAGACCAACAACCACAAAAAGAAGAGUAGUUUUCCAUGAUUCUGACAAAGAGGUUAAAAAAAGCCAUUUCCGCAAAAAGAAGGCAAGUACAAAAAGAAUACACUCAUCAGGAUCAGAAGACUGUGGCAAUGAAUUAUUUGCUACAAAAAACAGACGUUUAACUGAAACUGACGACCGUCUUUGUCGAGAUGCUAACGAAAAGGCUAAAAAAAGCAGACUGUCAUUUGAAGAUUCACCAGAGAAGCAGUCCCAGUCUGUGGACAAGAAGGCCGACUCAACUUUAGGUUCUAAUCCUGUGAUUCCUCGCCUUGCUUUUGUGAAGCCUUCUCAACCCAAUAAAGACUUAUUAACACUUUUUAAAGAACCUAGAGAUGGAACUCUGUCCCCGAAGGCCUCCACAGCAUCCAGCAAAAAGACUUACUCCCUUGAAAAAGAAUUUAAAUUGCUCAAACCAAAACCUGCAAAUGAUGGACAACAUGCAAUAAAGAAUAAUGUUCAGGCCAAUGUACAAAAACAGUAUAGAAGACAGCUUUCCUUACCUAUGCAGGAAGGCUCAUCCACCUCCUUCAUGUCUUCAAUUGGAAAACUUUCUGAAGCCAGACAAAGCUCCUCCUCAAGAGAUUUGUCUGGAGAAAACACCACCUCCUCUCGUCUCCCUGCAUCCAAGCAGAGCACAUCUAUUCCCAGACAUUCGUCUUCAUCCAAACUACAGCGCUCUCUCUCUUACACAAACCCCUCAACACCAAAUAGUUCUUGCACUCCCACAAAAAGCCCAUCGCCAAUGCAAUCAUCAGCAAGUAAACAAGUGGCCAAAGUCUGGAAGAAUGGCUAUUUUCCAACCAGGAAAGAUAAAAAAUCGGAAGAGAACUUAAGAACCAGGAAUGACCACCAUGACGGGGCACGCAUACUGAGCAACAACUCUCACAAGUCUGCAACCCCCAUGAUGAAGAAGGCCAAGUGUGAUGCCAUACAGUUGACAAAGGCCAGAAGUCGUGACGUCCCAAGGAAACGAAGAUACUAUGGAGGUGAAGGUUACAAGUGGUCAGAAAAAUAAACCAUGGCAAAGACAACAAAAGGUUCCAGCAGGAAGGGGAAAAAGUGUAGCACCCAUUCAAGACUCCAUCAAUAAGAAAAGGGGGGCAGUGUCUACCAAUCCAAAUCAAGUUUGUCACUCCCAAAGGGACAGGUGGGUGAUUGGUGACACAGCAGUUAUCGCUUCGAUCUUUAGAUUUUUCUAUAUUUUAACUGUCCAUGCACACAUGUUUUUGAAUGUUUUGAAAGUAUUAUCUUUUAUCAGUGUAGUGUAUUCUACUUACUACUUUAACACAAAUUAUGUCUGCAACCCUAAUGCAUAUACCUAUCCACCUGGUGUGUUAAGUACAGCCUACUAUUAAAAAGCACAGACAAUGUAAGCACUAUAAUCAGUAUGUGUUCGGAACUUGUGUGUAUCUUAACUGCAGGAAUUCCUAAAAGCACAUGGUCUAUUAAGUUGUCAAACAUAAGUUUCCUGUUGCGCAGCUAACAAACAUAUCCCACUGGAUAAGAAGGAAUUAAGACUCACAAAAAAGGAAGGGGUUCUGCAGACCGCUGAUGUUCACUGCUUUGUAAAUAAAGUAAACUUCAUGAAGCCAA